CAUGCUCUAAGCGCGGCGCCCCCGACUCCUCACUCGGCUGGGUUCGGGCAUUUCCGCCUCUUUGUUUUAAACUCCGCACGGCUUUUUUCUCCUCCUCUUGGGGGGGACCCAGAGGGAGCGGCGCCCCCUCCCCCUCCCGGCGAGCCCCCGCGUGCGCCCGCUCGCCCGCCGCCCGAGACGCAGAAUGACAGAUGAGGGUGGCCAGUGCUCUGCUUAGGACUUCACGAUGUAGCCCCGAUUCCAGGCUAUCAUUCACAGAAAAUGGAAAAGGAACAAGGGACAGAAGGAAGGUGCAGAAGCCCGCCAGAACUCAGAGUAAGGAGGGAUCACCACAUCCACUUGGUGGCCUGAAGCCUCCAUGCCACCGGGUGAGGAAGGACUCACAGACAUCCAGAGGAGAAGCCAAAGAUGUUGACCAGGAAGAUUAAACUCUGGGACAUAAACGCCCACAUCACUUGCCGCCUGUGCAGCGGCUACCUCAUUGAUGCAACUACGGUGACUGAGUGUUUGCACACAUUUUGCAGGAGCUGCCUGGUGAAAUAUCUGGAGGAGAAUAAUACCUGCCCCACUUGCAGGAUCGUGAUCCAUCAGAGCCACCCGCUACAGUAUAUCGGUCAUGACAGAACCAUGCAGGACAUUGUUUACAAGCUGGUACCAGGCCUCCAGGAAGCGGAAAUGAGGAAACAGAGGGAAUUCUAUCACAAACUGGGCAUGGAGGUACCAGGUGACAUCAAGGGGGAGGCGUGCUCAGCAAAACAGCACUUAGAUCCCCGCAAUGGUGAAACCAAAGCAGACGACAGUUCCAAUAAAGAGACAGCAGAAGAGAAGCAGGAGGAGGACAACGAUUACCACAGGAGUGACGAGCAGGUGAGCAUCUGUCUAGAAUGCAACAGCAGCAAACUGCGGGGCCUGAAGCGGAAGUGGAUCCGAUGCUCAGCCCAAGCAACAGUGCUGCACCUGAAGAAAUUCAUCGCCAAGAAGCUCAAUCUCUCCUCCUUCAAUGAGCUGGACAUUUUAUGCAACGAGGAGAUUCUGGGCAAGGACCACACUCUCAAGUUCGUGGUUGUUACGCGGUGGAGAUUCAAGAAGGCGCCCCUCCUGCUACACUACAGACCCAAGAUGGACUUGCUGUAAGCCCAGCCAGACUCAGCCCACACCCAAUGCUCUACACGGCAAAAUGUGCCGUGGAAUGUUGCCUCUGGGUGCCAUGUGGACCAGAUUUCUGAAUAGAGAAUAUUUAUAACUUUUGUAUGAGAGAAUCCACUCCCAACAAGACACUACCAGCACGUGUUUACAGAGGAUGAAAACACUUCACAGUUCGCUCCUCUCUGCUUCAGGUCCACAGGCCAGAGAACAAGUGAAUCCGUGACCACACGCAGCGCCUCUGCUUGCUUUCGGGGCUUGAGAAUCUGAGUUCCUUUUGGCUUAAUUUGUGGAUUAGGUUUCAUUAUAAGCCUCAGAAACACUUAAGCUUUCAUUAAGUCCUUCCUAAGUUAUUGAAAGUCUUUUCAUGGUAUAUAUUUAUGUUGCCUUUAGCUUCCUGAAGACUGAAGAGAUAUAUAAAAAUUUAAUUUAAAGUAUACCCAAAGAGGCUUGCAGUAAUACUAUUAUUUAGCCAUGGUAUUUAAUUUCCCACCUUCUAGAGUACAGCAGAGGUCCAUUCCCAAAUUAGAGUCUUGUACUGUGUAUCCUGGCUGGGCAAGGGGAGACCCUGCCUCAGUCCCCAGCGUCUUGUGCUGCAGUUCCGGCCCCUCCGUAAGGCAAGUCAGGGGUGAAAUGGCUGGUGCAGCGCUGGCUUGCUGAAGUCAUCGUGGAAGGUCCUGCCUUUCGCUUUCUGUUUUCCUUCAGCUGGCAAGACGUGGUGGUGGCUGUUUGUCUUUCCAAACAGCACAAGCCCUCCUGUGGGGAGACCUUGUAAAGGCACUUGGGAGGUGACCUCUAACCUCUGUGUUCCUGGCAGUUGGUAUUUCCAGGCUUGCCUUUCUGCUCACGGGGUUAAGAUCUAUUUUUUUUUUUUUUUACCCCUUUUUUAUGAAAAGUAACUGAGCAACCUGCUCAGCAGACAUUUUUCCGGUCACAGACAGGAUACUGUUUGUGAACCUCCCACUUCACGUGUAAUUUAUUUGGUUUGGUUUGGUUAGAGAGUAAAUGCCAGCAUAUCCAACUUUGUUCUCUCUUAAGGGGUAUGAAGGCAAGAGCAAAGAGAAGGGAUAAUGGCCUGGGGUUCCCAGGGACCUCUCUCAGUCACUUCCUGCCCUCCCAGGCCCCGUGGGAAUCGUAGAACCCUGUAAUCCCAGGGUUAGCUCUGCUCUUGGUGGGCAGAGGAGGAUCUUAGUGUGUCCUUGGGGCCAGGCUUUCUGUGUCUUCGCCUUAGCAACUGGAAUUUUUCUUGCAUUGCUUUGACAGUUGGGAUUGGGUUUAUCAGUGCCCACUCUUCCACU
Molecule: messenger RNA, 2441 nt
Organism: Microtus ochrogaster (prairie vole)
Lineage: Eukaryota; Metazoa; Chordata; Mammalia; Rodentia; Cricetidae
Gene: Pcgf3
Product: polycomb group ring finger 3
Source: RefSeq, a predicted model, not a curated record